AUGUCCCCGAAACCUUCGAAAAGUAAAUUGGCCAUGGGCGACUGCUGUUCCGAAGCGGCAGACUCUCGACUGGGUCCGAUCAGCAACGACGACCUGCUGACGAAUCUGCAUCUCUCCGAAGUGAUCCACUCGCAUCGGCAGCAAUGCAAUUCGUUGGCGAGCAAAUACGGCGAGCUCAUCGUGCUCGGUUACAACGGAAGCUUGCACGAAAACGAGAAGGGUCGUCGACGGAGCAAGUAUAUUCUCAGUCGGCGCGCCCUUGCGAACGGCAUUCGAAAAUCUCGGCAUGUCAGUGUCGCCGAUCCGGCGGCGUCGGCGGCCGUCCUCGACCAGAAUCAGCAUUCGAUAGCCUACACGCUGUCGCGACACCAGUCGAUUAUCGUGUUGUACGAGAAAGACCCCCACACGGAUAUGUUUCAGAUCGGGCGGAGCAAAGAGAGCCAAAUCGACUUCGUCGUGAUGGACACAAUCGCCGAGGAACAGAAAAACGGCGAAUUCCGCUCGGGCAUCUCUCGCUACGCCUGUAGACUGCUCAUAGACCGCGACGGUGAGGAACACGCGGCCCGGAUAUUCGCCGCGGGCUUCGACGCCUCUUCAAAUAUAUUCCUCGGAGAGAACGCCAGCGCAUGGCAAGGCGCCGGAGGAACGAUCGACGGCCUGACCACGAACGGCAUUCUUCUUAUGCAUCCGAUGGGAACGUUCUGCAAAGACGCGAGCGCAGGCAUCUGGCGUGAAGUCAGUGUCGACGGCGGAGUUUACGGACUUCGUGAGAGUCGCGCUGCUAGAAGGGCUGGUCCCCGAAUCGAAGACGAGACCAAUGAACUCAAAGACGGUUCACUCAUCGAUCUUUGUGGAGCAACUUUACUGUUCCGCUCGGUGGAAGGCCUUUCAAACUCGCCGACCAAAUCUGAACUUCUGGAAAAAGUCGCAAAACUCAACGCCGGUCGACCGCAGUGUCCGGUCGGUCUGAACACGCUGGUGGUGCCUUCGAGAUCGACGUUGUCGCACAAGGAUCGCGAGAAACAGCCGUACGUUUAUCUAAAGUGUGGCCACGUCCAAGGCCUGCAUAGCUGGGGUUCUCAGAACAGCAACGAGAAAAAGUGUCCCAUGUGUCUCAAGUGCGGGCCUGUCGUCAAGCUGGUUAUGGGGAUCGAGCCAGCGUUCUAUGUCGACAGGGGUCAUCCGAACUACGCAUUCAAUCCAUGUGGUCAUAUGGCCUCUGAGAAGACUGUCAAAUACUGGGCCUCUGUGCCCACGCCCCACGGAACCAAUGGCUUGAAUGCCAUAUGUCCUUUCUGCGCGGCUCAGCUCACCGACACCCCGGGCUACGUUCGACUGAUCUUCCAAGACAAUAUCGAUUGA
Molecule: messenger RNA, 1362 nt
Organism: Galendromus occidentalis (western predatory mite)
Lineage: Eukaryota; Metazoa; Arthropoda; Arachnida; Mesostigmata; Phytoseiidae
Gene: Pli
Product: E3 ubiquitin-protein ligase pellino
Exons: 1
Coding region: 1-1362 (453 amino acids)
Biological process (GO): regulation of Toll signaling pathway; protein polyubiquitination
Molecular function (GO): protein binding; ubiquitin protein ligase activity
Source: RefSeq, a predicted model, not a curated record